Merops nubicus (carmine bee-eater) is the source of this 655-nucleotide messenger RNA. RefSeq lists its product as uncharacterized. The transcript has 3 exons. NCBI's taxonomy places the organism in Eukaryota, Metazoa, Chordata, Aves, Coraciiformes, Meropidae. The annotation marks the transcript as partial. The record is from RefSeq and is a predicted model, not a curated record.
GUGGUGGAGCUGCUGCAGCUCUGGGCGGACGAGUCGGUGCAGCUGGAGCUGGAGAGCUGCCUGAGGAACCAGCACGUCUUCAACCGCAUCGCCGAGGUGCUGCGGGAGAAGGGCAUCCACCGGACGGGCGACCAGUGCCGCGAGAAGAUCAAGAAGAUGAAGCUGGAGUACCGGCGGCCGGAGGGCGGCAGCAUGAUGGCUCAGCAGGUGCUGCAGGACACCAUGGUGGAGACCUACCACCACCAGUUCACCUCCUCGGCCCUGCCCUUUGCCGCCUCCCAGCACCCCGAACUGAUGGAGAUCAAAUGUGAGGAGGUGAACUCUGACGAGCACAGCUUGACCCCAGAGCCCCCGCCAUCCAUGUCCUACCAGCAGGGCUCCCCUGAAGAGCACGAGAUGGAGAGAGCUUUCCUGGAGACCACCCAGAACGACUCUCCCAUCUCCAGGGUGAAGAUUCCCAUGGAAGCCAGUGUUUCACCCUCAGGUUUCGGCGAGCCCGCCAUGGCGAACUCCUCCCGGCUGCAGAGCGCGGUUCCCCGGCCCGGCUUCUCCGCCCUGCACCGCCUGAGGAAGAAGCGGCGGGGGCAGCGGGCGAAGGACCCCCUGGACGACCUGCUGCUGAAGACCCUGUCGUCGCAGCGGGCCCUGGAGGAGC